AUGAAUAAGAAGACACCCAUUGGGCGGCGCCGCUUCAAAGAGGUCGUCAACUACUACAUAUCAAGUGGUCCAAUCACCUCGUAUGUAGCCGGUCUCUUCAAGGUCGGCUUCCCAGAGGCCUACGCCGAGUACCAGGAGGCCUUUGAAGCCGGCCGUUGGAUUUGGGUGAAUGAACCGGAGGGCGCAGGCUGGGAGGACGAUGGACCAUGGCUUAACCGUGCCGUUGUCUGGAAGCUCCAACUUGGCAUGCAUCUAGAUAAAGGUGACGGCGGCCUGACGGUCACGUUUCCAGUGGGUUUCUUCACUGGAGGUGCGAUGGAGCUCCCACAGCUCGGCACAAUCUUUGACAGGUACUUCGCUGGAAAUGUAAUCAUCACAUAUGCCGGCCAGUUUGCGCAUACUGUGCAGGACUGGAAGAUAUCCGAUCAUCGGCUAGCAGCAGAUGGUACACGGAUUGACUGUCCGGAGGACAUCCUCCCUGGACGUGUCGGUUCCGUCUACUUCAACAAGCAGAACGUCUUGAGAUUUUGCCAGGGCAAAACUCGAGGCUUCUUCAAGGCAAAUCCUCUGCAUGUGGACCCACCUCAGGGGAAGAAGAAGGGAGCUAACCAGUCGGAGAAACAUCGACGUCGAUGGGCUCAAUGA
This is a messenger RNA of Epithele typhae, 645 nucleotides long. RefSeq lists its product as uncharacterized. The record is from RefSeq and is a predicted model, not a curated record. NCBI's taxonomy places the organism in Eukaryota, Fungi, Basidiomycota, Agaricomycetes, Polyporales, Epitheliaceae. The transcript is spliced from 2 exons. Bases 1 to 645 code for a protein of 214 amino acids.